Lottia gigantea (owl limpet) is the source of this 3930-nucleotide messenger RNA. RefSeq lists its product as hypothetical. The coding region runs from base 43 to 3930 and encodes 1295 amino acids. Gene Ontology annotation, biological process: non-motile cilium assembly; protein localization to ciliary transition zone. Lineage: Eukaryota; Metazoa; Mollusca; Gastropoda; Lottiidae. The transcript is spliced from 30 exons. Gene Ontology annotation, cellular component: ciliary transition zone. The record is from RefSeq and is a predicted model, not a curated record.
UUUCUUUCAGUGCCUCUAAAUGAGAAGCUAGCAACAGAGAAGAUGCCAAGAUUUUUAGAGGAAGAAGGAUUGUAUGUUGGUGUACGACCAUCAGUUGCUAAUAGAAAUUUAAACAAAAUGGAGAAUAGAUUAUUACAUGAACCUGAUAAGGGACGGAAAUGGUUUGGAGAAGAUGGAAGAUUAAAAGCCUUACCUGAUCCUUUAAAGAAAAACCCUUCACGACCUUUUAUGACAGAUGAACAAGAACCUUAUUUAGAAACUGUCUUUAGAAAGGCUGUUAUGAGAGAAUUUGACUAUCGUUAUAUUGAUGGUGCCAUAGAUGGUACAGGACGUUAUCAGUUGGAUGCUGAUAUCAACUCCAUUGUUUUCUCACAUCAUCAUUUAUUUAGUAGAGAACAUGUUCUAGCAACUAGAUUAACAGAUCUCUAUCAAGACUAUCUGGCUAGGAAAAAGAAAAAUAUGACUGAAUUUCUGAUAGAGAAGGUACAUAUUUUGCCAAUAAUUACUUUGUGUUGUCAAAAAUUCUUAUUCAAACUCCAUUGUUUUUGUAGACAUACUAGAACAGUCAAAGAUAAAGAGGAAGAAAUGGAUAGACAGUUAUUAAAGAAUAUUAUACAUACAUGGAAAGAAUUAAAAAGUAUACGAGAAUUUCAGAAUUAUAAUAAUACUCCUAUAAAAUUACAAGUUAUUAAAGAGGAAACAAGUAAGAAAGAAGAUCAAUUACAUUGGAAACAAGAAAUAGAAGAAGAAGUAGGAGAAUUACAAGAAGAUUUUGAAGAAAAUUAUCGAAAAGAAUUAGAACGUUACAAGGAAGAUUUAGACAGAUAUGAAAAACAACAGGCAGCUAAGGCCCAAGAAAAAAAAAAGAAAAAAAUUAAAGAAAAAGAGAUGUCAGCAGCUGAUAGAGAAUUAUUAAAUGAAGAAGAUCUACUACAACCAGUAAUGCCAGAAACAUUUGAUGUCAAAUUAACACGAGAAAAGGUUAAAGCUAAGGCUAUGGCCAUAAGACGUAGACCAGGGGAACCCAAAUUAUUUCCUGAGUUGUCAAAUACUGCUACAAUCACUCCAACAAAUCAGUGUCCCAGAGGUGAACAACAGAGAAGAGAUGAUGUAUCUAAAACGAAGGUGUUUGUUAAGAUAUUGUUUAAUGAUAAAGAAGUUUCUAGAACCCCCUCCAAACCAUUAUCACAAGACUUCAGAGUGACCUUUGGUCAAAUUUAUAAUUUAAAAAUUGUCCAAUGGCCAGAAUCAAUUAAGUUUCAGAUCUUUGAAGCUAGAGCUCUAGGUAAUGAUCUAUUAGCUGAUCUAUAUGCUGGUAUACCUGAUCCCUCUGUAACAUCACAGAGUGUACAAUUAGAGGAAAUGGAUUUUAGUACUGAUCUAAAAAUAGAUAAAACUAAUGAAGGUGUUGGAAGUGGUGUACCAUUCACAUUUGAUGUUCAUGGUACUAAUACUAUGAUAUUAAUGACAACUGGUAUACUAUGUAGUAGUGUAGCAUGGGCAGUUGACUCAGACGGUACACCACUAGUACCACCGACUACUUCUAUAGCACCUACUAAUUACUAUAAUGCUAUGAAAAUGAUGGAUCCAGUAGCAGCUAUUGGUGCCAGUGGUGUAGUUGAUUUAGAUAAAUUAGCUAAAUGGUUUCAAGAAUCUAGAUUAGAUCCUAAUGAUCCCAAUAAUGCUGAUUUAGUCUUUAUGUUAGGGUCUAAAAGUACAAACGUCAUGCAGUCCAGAGAUUUUUUCCGACUAGAACAACUACAACAAGAAUUUGAUCUAGCCACUGAUGAGGAGAUGGCUAUUAAUAGAAGAUUUAGGUUGCUAACUUUACGAGAUAAUGAAAUACCAGAAUUUAAAAAUUACAAAAUGGCACCAGCUUAUGAGAGAGAAUUACCUAGAGAUUUAUUUAUGGAAUAUGAACGUAAACAGAGGGAAGAAGAAAGAAUUAAAGAAACAGAAGAUAUAGAAGCCCACAGAGCUGCCGUUAACAGAUUCAUGCAGAGAGUUAGAGAACAAGUUAUGAGAAGAUUUAGAUUAGCUCAACAUCAAAAACGCUUAGAAGAUGUUGUUAUUGAAGAAGUUGUUCCUAAUAUUGGUAUUGUGUUUACAAGAUUAUUACAUUUUGGUGAGCCACGUCGACCAUUAAGACCUAUACGUAAAGAGAGAAAGAAAGUAACAGCUACAGCUGUAAGAGGAGAACAAGUCAAGAUUUUAUUGAAUAUUAUAAGAGCUUCAUCUAUACCAAUUCGAAAAUCUGCUGCCGGAUGUCUUCUCUACUGGCAUCAAGGCCGUGCAAAAUCACUUUCCAAAGUGAGUAAAUCUGUAGGAAGCAGCUUUGAUAAUCAAGAACAAAUUUUAUUAUUUCAGCCAUUGGUACGACCCUAUAUAGAAGUCAUGUUUCAACGGAAUACAGUUCGUACAAGUGUUGGUGAUGGGCCAAAUCCCAGUUUUAAUGAAGAACUAGAACUUCCUCUCAAAGUAACGAAUGAUGAUUAUUCAUCUAAUAAUUUACAAUCUAUGAAUGAUAUUGUGUAUAUUAAUCUCUUUGAUGAAAUGGUAGUGGAUAUGAGUCAUGAUGAUAGAGAAAAAGGCACAGUGGUACAUCAGAAAUUAGAGAAGAAAUGGUUAGGCAGUCUAGAAAUACCAUUCUCUACAAUUUACUUAAACACCAAGAUUGAUGGUACAUUCCGUGUUAAUACGCCACCAGUGUUAUUAGGUUAUGUUUAUGAAGAUGCUAUGAAACGUAGUGAUUUAGAAAGUGUUUUAACGAAAACAGAACAUAACACCUACAUCAGUAUGUUCUUAACCAUUGAACCUCAGUUAAUAACACCAGAACCAGUUAGAGAAAGGUUUUCGACCAAUGAAGAUGAAAAACUGUUAUUACAUGCUGAAAAAUGGCAACAAGAAUUAACAAACAAACAUCCCAAACGGUUAUAUAAACCCUCAGUUAUUGAUGUCAAUGGUAAAAGUGUAUUUGUAACCAGAUAUUUUAAACCAUUAAACAUACCAGAUGAUAUUAAAGAUUUAAAUUUAACAACUGAGGGCACUGCUGAAAGAGUAGCCCAUUAUGUAUCUAUGAUACCAUUUGUAUCUGAUACUGUUGUAUUUCCUGGUUUAUGUGAUAUCUGGAGCACAUGUGAUCAAUUUUUACGUAUGUUAGCUGGUGAUGAAGAAGAACAUGCGGUCUUAUUGAUGAAUUAUUUCUUACACUUGGGCAAACGAGCUUAUUUAUUGAUAGGUUCAGCUAUACCAGAAGGACCUACAGCCUAUGUAUUAACAGAAGAAGGUAGUGAUUUUUGGUUCUGGAAUGCCUCUACUGGAGAACAUUUUAGUUAUCAUGAUAGUAAUUGUCCAGUACAAGUAGUUGGUUGUAUAAUGAAUCAAGAUAAUGUGUGGGGAAAUAUUCAGUCAUAUGAGAAACCAGUUCAAAUGGAUUUCAACAUAGCUAAUACAUCAGCCUGGAGACCAAUAUUUAGCCGAUCUUAUCCUAGCCCAAUGUUAGGUUCUAUUCAGCCUGAAAUGUUACAAUAUGUAGCCACUGAUAAAAAACAUGCUGAAGAUCUACAAGAGAGAAUAGAACAACAUUUAAAGAAUAAGAUAAUGGAUUGGAGAAGUCGUACAUUAACACGAUGGAACCGACAUUGUACCAAAAUUAUGAGAAAAUUACUACCUAUUUUAGAAGAAAGUAGAGGACAGGAGAUUAGCCAACAUCAUUUAGAAGAAUUAGAAAAACAGUUCUCAGCUUAUAAGGUGUCUGGAUUCCCAAUGAACAUGCCGUUUGUAGAUCUAGAGAAGUUAGUAGAAGCUGUAUUUUCUACAGGAGUACAUACACAAGAAUCAGCUGAAGAGUUUGCUCUAGCUGUAUAUAUACAUGCUUAUAAUAACUCUGUAUUAUCUGUAUGGAUUUAUGUUGCCUCUUUAACUAAAUAA